AGUGCGAAAAAUUUUGAUAUGUGGACACAAGUGCCCUGUCCCGUGCUCUCAGAGUUGCCCACCAUGCACAAAAAAAUGUUCACACAGAUGCAGGCAUUCAAAAUGUGCAAACCAAUGUGGUGAGCCUUGUACACCAUGCAGAGAGAAAUGUGGUUGGCAGUGUGAACACCUGAGAUGCACACGUCAGUGUCACGAACUGUGUGACCGCAAACCUUGUUACAAACCAUGUAAGCUGAAACUUAAAUGUGGACAUAACUGUAUUGGAUUCUGUGGUGAUCCUUGCCCACCACUUUGCCGCAUUUGUAAUCACAGUGAAGUUACCACCAUAUUUUUUGGCCACGAGGCAGACAGAGAUGCAAGAUUUGUUCUGCUGGAAGACUGUAAUCAUGUUAUUGAAUCAAAAGCUCUUGAAACCUGGCUGAAACAAUCAGAAGACGAAAUUACAACAAAAGUCUGCCCACGUUGUAAAACACCUAUUACAAAAACUCAGAGGUACUUGAAUGAUGUAAAGGUAACAUUGGAAGACAUUUGUAAAGUAAAAGCAAAGGUCUUUGGAAUACAGAGUGAGAUAGAAAGCAAACGAUCAAUGCUUCUUCAUCAGAUAACGCAGCUUAUGCAGCACUCACCGUAUGUAAUAGGCUCAGCUAAACUGAAACAGCAUUUAGAUAACCUGAAACAGCAGAUGCUGCCAGUCCAAGGACAACGCCGCAAUCAGUUGAGUAUUAUGGAUACGGAGUCAUUAGAACUGCACAUAAAGUUCAUGCAAGAAAUUGUCAUGACCAUGAGAUAUGCAUCAGGAGGUCUAGACAGCCACUCCAUCACAAAGGUUGAACAACAAGUGCUGUUUCUCAUGAAUAUCAUGGAAUCCAGGGGCAGAUAUUUAAGCAAUCAAGAGGUUAAUGAUAUUAAUUGUGAACUUAACAGGUUCAGUUUGUUCCUACACCUCUGUCGUUUAGAAAGCACAAAAAUGUACAAAAUGCACUGCAAUAAUGCUCAUGUACAGUAUCAGUACGAUAUAGCUCGAAAAACCGUGUGUUCUGUUAAAAAAUUUACAACAGAUCAAAGCACCAUCUUCAGACAAUCAUUGGGAAAUCUUAACAGGAUUCUGAACAAUGUUAUUGUAUUACCUACACAAGAAAGGCAACAGAUUGUAAAAGCUUUGAAUCUGAAGCAAGGUCACUGGUAUAAAUGUCCUAAUGGCCACAUCUAUGUGAUUACAGAGUGUGGACGAGCAAUGCAGGUAUCUAGGUGUAAUGAAUGUGGAGAAAAAAUUGGUGGGAGACGACAUACCCUGCUUUCAUCUAACCAGGUUGCAACAGAGAUGAAUUGAAAUUUUAUGCUUUUUUGUUACAGAGUUUUAUAGGAUACUUAAAAAUCCAAAGUUAUCCAGCAAAGUGACUGUUCACACUGAUACAUGUUUAAAAUUGUCACAAAACUGGAAUUUCAUCAUUUAUUGUAUUUUAUGAAGUUAGUGAUUGCACACUGUUAUCAACUGGAGGGUAUAUGUUUGUGAUUAGUUAUCAUGUGGUUUUUUUCUGAUGUGGGUCCCACUGCUCAGUGAAUUGCAGGAACCAUUGAUUUUUUUUCCAGUAAUUUAUUUUGAAUUUGGUCUGUUGAUGAGAUACUAUAGAAAAAAGUAUUUGCAAUGUAACAAAGUGAAAACAAUGUGUGAUUUUCAUGAAUUGGUGUGUAUGAAUCAUAAUAUAUACAUAGUUAUUAUGAAUGUCAUGACUAUAAUAGUUUAUGAUAUAUGUUUAUAAUAUAUGACAACAGUGAUGAUGUUAAGCAACUGUGCAUACAUGUAAAAUCUUUGAGGCUCUCCUCCGUUUAUAGGGUGUCAUAAUCAAAUGAGAAAAUUGAAAUUUACAAAAAUGCUUGAAAUAAACUUAAGAAAAUAUAUUUGACAGUGGAGUCACAUUUCCUAUAGUAUGCAAGUAACUUGGAUGUUGCAGUGGAACUCACUUUGUAUUGAAGGAGGCAUCAGAAAGUAAUAGUCCAUUACAAUGUACCCAUUCUGCUAGUUUCUUUGACAAAUUCUGGAGGUACAUAGCAUACAAUGUUUUAUCCUCAGUGCUGGCUGGGGUGGCCAAGCAGUUCUAGAUGCUACAGUCUGGAACUGCGCGACCGCUACGGUCACAGGUUCAAGUCCUGCCUCGGGCAUGGGUGUGUGUGAUGUCCUUAGGUUAGUUAGGUUUAAGUAGUUCUAAGUUCUAGGGGACUGAUGACCUCAGAAGUUAAGUCCCAUAGUGCUCAGAGCCAUUUGAACCAUUUUUUAUCGUCAGUGGUAUGUACAGGAUGUUUGUGAAGCUGAUAGGGAUUUUCUGUUUCAUUGAAACAGUAAUUUUGUUUGCUGACACUCGUGUUAUGAUGCCAAUAUGCUAUGCUGCCAUCCAUAUUGUUUUAAGGCAACUAGCUGACCCUUAUUUCUGCCAUAUUUUCAAUUUCGAGGUAUGUAACUGUGACUUGUGCAGUUUUCUUUGUGUGCGGCUUCAUACCCCAAGCCAUAUUGGCAAAUGGAACAGCAAGAAUGUCUGUGAUUGAAAUUUACACUAUGUUAGGUGUAUGUGCCAUUUGUGACAACUGUAGCUUCAAUUUUGCACAGUUGAACCUGUUUUUCUCAGAAUUUAGCAGUCAGACUAUCACUGUUGUUACAAAUCAUUUUCACAGGUAAUAUACACCCAAUAUCACUGAAUUAUAAUAAAAUAAUAGUCAUGUCUCUGGUGUCAGGUCACGUCUAAGCAACUGCUGCACUCCAGACACGUCAAAAAUACAUUCAAUAAUUUGUUCCUGUUUGUCAGUUUUGUCUCUGUCUUACUGAAAUACAAGUAAAGCAAUGUAUAACACCUAUAUUUUUGGUGUAAAAUAUAUGUAAAUGUGGUGAAAUAAAGUUUGUGAAUACUUGUCA
Schistocerca piceifrons (Central American locust) is the source of this 2905-nucleotide messenger RNA. RefSeq names its product NFX1-type zinc finger-containing protein 1-like. The record is from RefSeq and is a predicted model, not a curated record. The transcript has 5 exons. Lineage: Eukaryota; Metazoa; Arthropoda; Insecta; Orthoptera; Acrididae. Bases 587 to 1330 code for a protein of 247 amino acids.